Molecule: messenger RNA, 4083 nt
Organism: Centropristis striata (black sea bass)
Lineage: Eukaryota; Metazoa; Chordata; Actinopteri; Perciformes; Serranidae
Gene: fkbp15b
Product: FKBP prolyl isomerase family member 15b
Exons: 29
Coding region: 94-3678 (1194 amino acids)
Cellular component (GO): growth cone
Molecular function (GO): peptidyl-prolyl cis-trans isomerase activity
Source: RefSeq, a predicted model, not a curated record
AAGUCACAUUUCAACAAACUAGUCAUGUAAAAACAGCUAACCCAAUUGUGCAUUUGUUUUAUUUAACAAAAAAAAAGGCUUCAGACUAAAAACAUGUUCGGCGGAGACGAUGAAGACGGGGACUUCUUGUCUCCCACAGGAGGUGCCAAGUUGGCCUCCCUGUUUGGACUUGACCAGGAAGGCAGUCAGGGGAACGAGUCCUUUCAGUACACGGCACCGAAACAGCCGAGAAAGAGCUCCAAUUCAGCACCAGCCACCCAGAAACCAGCCCCACCACCUGGAGCUCCUGCAGUGUUAUUUGCUACAGCAGUCCAAGCCUUCAGAUAUAUUAAUGGACAGUAUGUGAAGCAGGGAAAGCUGGGAGCAGCCGUACUGGGCAACCAUACAACAAAAGAGUACAAGCUGCUUCUGUACUUGAGCCAACAGAAACAAGUUGCCGCUGCCAAGAUUCAUGUGGGCUUUGUUUUCACGGUACAGCCAAACAAUUACUACACAUUUUAUGAUGAGCAAAGGCAGAACUGGUCCCUGACUUUUGAAUCAGAGAAAGCUUCAUCAGUCUUCUGCAAAGAGGUGUGCUUGGCGAAAGCGAACAGUGUAGUUUCCUUGGAUGCUGUUGUGGUUCAGGAUCUGAGUGUUGGCGAGGGCCAGGCGGUGGAGAAUGGAGACUCUUUGGAGGUGGUGUACACAGGCUGGCUCCUGCAGAACCACGCCAUUGGACAGAUGUUUGACUCCAACCAGAACAAGGACAAGUUGCUGCGGCUAAAAAUUGGAGCUGGAAAAGUGAUCAAAGGCUGGGAGGAAGGAAUGCUUGGGUUGAAGAAGGCAGGCCGGCGGCUCAUUGUCAUCCCACCAAACCAAGCUUAUGGAUCAAAGGGAGUCCCUAACCGUGUCCCGGCUAACAGCACUCUUAUCUUUGAAGUGGAGCUUCGACGGGUGAAGUUUUCCAAAGACAAUGGGUCUGUUGGUAGCAGCUCCAGAGACUCUGCUGCUCCCUCCCCUGUUCCUUCCCCAGCCCCCAGUGUGGAGAAUCUAGUCCCAGAGCCUCUAGUACAGGCGGCCGCCUCCGGUCCAGGCAGACCAGGGGAGCCACCUCUUCGUGCAAAGUCAAACUCGCUGAGUGAACAGUUGGCGAAUCCAGACGCCACAAAAGCCAAGCUGAUAUCUCGCAUGGCAAAGAUGGGCCAGCCCAUGUUGCCCUUUCUGACAGGAGCAGCCAGUCAGCCCGAAUCCAGUGAUUCUGAGCUCGAGGACACCAGUGGCAGCAGAGUGAAAGAUCAGCCUGCGGCUCCAUCUCCAGUGCAGAUGUCCACUGCUGCUCCAGCUUCAGCACACAUACAUCCUCAUCCUCACGCCGCUCCAUCUGCUGCCUUACUUCCUGUCAUGACAGCUGUUGCCCCACAGCCUGGACUGUCAGGCAGCACCCAUGCAUUUCAGCCUUACUCCUAUACACACACCUCUGUGGCUCCAUCUCAGCUGCAGCCUGUUGGCCAAGUCUACCCUGCGCAAACUGUACCAUUCAUGGGCUCCAGUGAUGUGACUUCCUUUUUGAUGACUGAAGCCCGACAACACAACACAGAGAUCCGCUUAUCUGUCGGAAAAGUUGCAGAUAAAGUGGAUCAACUGGCCUCAAAGAUCGAUGAUCUUCAAAGGCAUGGAAGUCUUUCCAUGGGUGUUCCAAGUAUGUCAAUGGAAACCUCCAUGAUAAUGCACAACAUCCAAAGAAUUGUCCAGGAAAAUGAAUGUUUGAAAAAGGAAGUCUUUGACAAAAGCUCUCGCAUUGAUGAGCAAAACCGUAAGAUCGGGGAGCUCAUCAACCAGAACCAGAGGUACAUGGAGCAGAGUAACCUGCUGAUGGAACAGAGAAAUGACUCCCUCAAGUCAUCCAGUGAACAGAACCAGGCCAGAUUACUGCAGGCUGAGCAGGACAAGUGCUGCUCUGAGGAAUAUCUAGCAUUCACUGCUCUCUCUUCUCAGCAUGCACUGCCUCAGGACCUGGGCUCCGGCCAGGUCCGUCUGACGGAGGAUCUGGCUUCAUCCACGGCCCAGCUGUCUCAGUUGCAACUAGAAUUGACAGCUCAGCAGCAGAAGUCUGGGGAGCUGCAGAGUAAACUGAGCUCGGCGCUGCAGGACAGUGAGAGGCACUGCCAGGGCAUCGUUGCCCUGGAAACACAGCUGGAAGAGCUGAAGGAGGCAGCAGAGAGGGCCCAGGCUCAAUACCGCUCAGAGAAGCAGAGACGCAAAGAGAUUGAGCUGAGAGUCAACAACAUGGAGGAGGAACUGCAGGACCAGAAGACUGAUAAAGAGAGCCUAGAACGAACACUUUCAGAAAGGAAGAAGAAGUGGCAGGUUGAGCGUCAGCGUCGGGAUGAGGAGGUGGAGGAGCUCCGUAAGAGCAGCCAACAGGAGCUGGACAACCUCAGAGUUCAACUUCGCAAGGCCAGAACCAGCACUGACAACACUGCAUCUGAACAGUUGCUUCUGCUGCAGGUGGAGCUGGAGGAGGAGUGGAAGGGGAAGUGUGAGCAGAUGUUGGCCUCUGCUAAAGAGCAGCACAGUAGAGAGCUGGCUGAACUAACGGAGCAGAGAGAUGCCCUGCAGGACACGCUAACCCAGCUACAGGAAAAGUACACAGCCUUGGAAGAACAGCAAGGCAGAGCUGUAAGGGAGAAACUGGAGAAGAAACUGGCAGAGCAGGAGAGUUCAGGAGACACUUCAGCGGAGGUGAAGCGUGUGAUGAACGGAGUGUUUCAUUCUCUGCGAAGGGAGUUUGACCUGGAUGAAUCUUACAGUGGAAAGGCUGUGCUGGGAGUUAUUGUUACUACCAUUAAAAAUGUAACGCUGCAGCUGCUCAGUGGCACAGAAGGAUCUUCAGAGAAACCAAAUAAGGAGGAAGAGCAAGAGAAAGAAGAAGAGGAAAGUGGUGAUUUGAAACAAAGACAGGAUACUGCACAAAAUGUACAUUUGAAUGGUAACAGAGAAGUCGAAGAGAAAGAACAUGAGGUUGAAUCAGAUUCUCACCAAGUCAGUGAGACCCAGAUGGAUGAGGAAGUGGCAACGGAGAAGGAGACAGAGAAAGGAAUUGAAUCAAAGGCACAAAAGCAGGCAGAGGCAUUAGAGGCUACUGAUCACACUCUUGUUUCUCCUACUGAACUGAAACUACAAGACACAGCAGAGUCUAAAGUACAGCAGGAGCAGGAAGUACACUCUGUUCCUCAAAUCUCUACUGAGAAAACAGACACCAACAACUUUACAGAUCCAGAUGAUGCACCUGAUGAGAGUUCACCCCCUGAAGAUGGACAGGAAACUAUGUCCGAAAGAACUUCUGCAUUGACCAGUGAGGUGGACAAGGAGAUUGCGAAUGAUGAAGAGUAUGUAAGAGAAACCCAUGCUGCUUCUCAGGAAGCCUUUGGACCCCCAGCUAACCCACCUCCACCACCGACUACAAAACCAAACAGCCCAGGAGAGGGCACAAGUCUGACUGGGCUAUCGGGGGAGGAAAAUGGAGAGGAGCAAUUUUUCCAGACCACAGCCCCUGCCAAUCCUACCACAGCUCCUGCCCACCUUGCCACAGCCAGCGAAGAGGAAGAGGAGGAUGACAUGAGCUUGAAGGGGCGUCCCCCCCCAGCCCCUCUCUUUGGUGAUGAUGAGGAAGACAACGAUCUGGAUUGGCUAAACUGAGAUGGAACCAGAUUCAUACAAGUCUGCAUCUUAAUUAACACUAAAAACAUGCACAAGGUUCUUAACCAGCUGUCUCUGCCUGGUGGGGGUCCUGACAACAAAAGAGGCCUCUGCUGACGAACUUGAACAGACGUAGGAGUCAGACAGCGUCGCUCUUCACCUCUCUGCUGUCCUGCUGACUGUCGGUUGCUGCCACGACUAUAAUUUCAGACUCUGAUUUUAUUAGAAAUAACAAGCCUGUAAUGCAAAGAAGAAUCAAAACAAAUACUUUUAAUCAAUUAUGUGAUACAUACUGGUGAUGUAAUUUAAUCUCAGUGUUGUACACACCACUGUAGCAUAUUAGUAUGUUGUCCCGUUGUUUUUAAUUAUUAGCUUGCUGCUUUAAAAAUAAACUUUUACACAGUU